Messenger RNA from Fomitopsis serialis, 360 nucleotides. RefSeq lists its product as uncharacterized. The transcript is spliced from 3 exons. The annotation marks the transcript as partial. NCBI's taxonomy places the organism in Eukaryota, Fungi, Basidiomycota, Agaricomycetes, Polyporales, Fomitopsidaceae. The record is from RefSeq and is a predicted model, not a curated record.
CUGCGGCGGUGGGAGUUAGAGGCCAAAGAGUGGAAGAUUGCCACGCAACUGCGUGACGUCCUGCAGGUCUUCUACCAGGCGACGCAAUUCUUUUCGCGCGAAGGGGAUGAGGCGCCAGCCUUGACAGACGUCAUUCCGUCGAUGGACAUCAUUGACCAACGCCUCGCAACUGACAGUAUCAACCGCGACCUCGACCCAGCCGUCCGCGUCGCCGUGGGCAUGGCCAAGCAGACCAUCAACCGCUACUACAGCAAGAGCGAUGAGUCCGCUGCGUAUAGAAUUGCGAUGAUUCUCGACCCACGGUACAAGCUUCAGUACUUCCACGACCAUGACUGGACCGACGAGUGGAUUGCGCAGGCC